UCUUCUCAGUCCUCGCACCACAGUUCCUCACCCCCCACGCCAGGCUUCCGGACCGUGGGGAUAAAACAGGCCUGGAGGGUGUGCGCACUAUUGGUCUGCAGAGCACCGGCCCUGACUGCCCUGUACUCUCGCACCUUCGAGUCAUGAGCGUAGGAGCGGACUUGCGCGCCUCCAGCCUCCGGCCCAGCCCCGGGCUGCUGCUCCUGGGGCUGCUGCUGCUGCUGCCAGCUGUGGUCGCCCGCGUCAGUGCAGACCCUGAAGAAGGAGAUGCGGAACUGCAGUGCAUGUGUGUGCUGAGCACCUCCCGAGUCCAACCCAAGCACAUUAUGAGCCUGGAGGUGAUCGGGGCCGGACCCCACUGCCCCACCUCCCAACUGAUAGCCACGCUGAAGAAUGGGAGGAAAAUUUGCCUGGAUCCACAAGCCACCAAGUAUAAGAAAAUAAUCAGGAAACUUGUCGAGCGUAAACCACUAGCUACCUAAAUCUGCACAUUUGCUAUAUAAUGUGUUUUGGUUUUGUUUUUUCAUUUUCAAUCUAACUGUGGAAAAAUCUAAUGUUUUUAUUAUCCUUCAAAUUCUAAAUAAAGAAAAUAAAUCAAGUUGUGGUUUAUUAAAAAUAUUUCUUAACAGAGCAAAUAAAUGGUGUUGACACAUCACAGUUUCCUACAAGAAAAAAAUCUCCAGAAUUUUAAGCAAAACUAUAUUUUGAAGAAAGAUUUGGUUUAAUAAAGACUGUUUUUGUUUGGUGUUA
This is a messenger RNA of Hipposideros armiger (great roundleaf bat), 750 nucleotides long. Its product is annotated as platelet factor 4-like. Gene Ontology annotation, cellular component: extracellular region. NCBI's taxonomy places the organism in Eukaryota, Metazoa, Chordata, Mammalia, Chiroptera, Hipposideridae. Gene Ontology annotation, molecular function: chemokine activity. The transcript has 3 exons. Gene Ontology annotation, biological process: immune response; chemotaxis; defense response. The record is from RefSeq and is a predicted model, not a curated record. Bases 144 to 482 code for a protein of 112 amino acids.